Messenger RNA from Octodon degus (degu), 1807 nucleotides. It is a transcript of the gene Cdca8, whose product is annotated as cell division cycle associated 8. The record is from RefSeq and is a predicted model, not a curated record. The transcript is spliced from 10 exons. Bases 289 to 1122 code for a protein of 277 amino acids. Gene Ontology annotation, cellular component: chromosome, centromeric region; spindle midzone; chromosome passenger complex. Lineage: Eukaryota; Metazoa; Chordata; Mammalia; Rodentia; Octodontidae. Gene Ontology annotation, biological process: mitotic sister chromatid segregation.
UGUAGGACCAUCUUAAGGCUGCGACGUCUCAUUCGCCAGCCUGUGGUAGUUGGGUUUAAAUUGGUUGGCGGUUAGUUCCCGGUCUCUGCUAGGACAGUGAGGUUUUUCUGGGCCCUUCUUGCGGGAUCCGUAGGUACGUGUCUCGCCGCUUCUUUAUUCCCAGACUCAGAAGGACGUUCCCGCUCGCCUCCUCUGCCUCUUCGCACCCCCUUACGUUCCCUGCUCCCAUCUCCAUCCCUGACCUUUGUGUCUCGGUGCCCGGCUCUCCACGGCCUCCACCCGAGCGCCAUGGCUCCCUCUAGAAAGCGCAGCAGUCGGGCAGCCAAGACCAACUCGUUGCGGAGUCGGAAACUCGCCUCGUUUCUUAAGGACUUCGACCGAGAAGUGCAAGUGCGGAUCAAGCAAAUUGAGUCAGACAGGCAGAACCUCCUGAAGGAGGUGGAUAACCUGUACAACAUCGAGAUCCUGCGACUCCCCAAGGCGCUGCGCGAGAUGAACUGGCUCGACUACUUUGCCCUUGGAGGCAACAAACAGGCCCUGGAAGAGGCAGCAACAGCUGAAGUGGAUAUCACAGAAAUAAACAAACUAACAGCAGAAGCUAUUCAGACACCCCUGAAAUCUGCCAAAAAACGGAAGGUAGUACAAGUGGAUGAAAUGAUAAUGGAAGAAGAAGAAGAAAAUAGACCUCAGAAUUCCCAAACUACAAGAGUCAAAAGGUGUCCUCCAUCUAAGAAGAGAACCCAGUCCGUACAAGGAAAAGGCAAAAGGUCCAGCUAUGACAACCUCGUGACCCCAGCUGUGGGCCGGUUGGAGUUGUCUAUGGUGAAACCAACUCCAGGCAUGACACCCCGGUUUGACUCUAGGGUCUUCAAGACUCCCGGCCUGCGCACUCCAGCAGCCAGGGAGCAGAUUUACAACAUCUCCGUCAAUGGCAGCCCUCUUGCUGACAGCAAAGAAAUCUCCCUCACUGUGCCAGUGGGCGGCGGUGCGAGCAUGCGGCUAUUGGCCAGUGACUUGCAGAGGAUUGAUAUUGCACAACUGGAUCCCGAGGCCUUAGGAAACAUUAAGAAGCUCUCUAACCGUCUCGCCCAAAUCUGCAGCACCAUACGGACCCACAAAUGAGAAGACAGCAGGGCAUGCUGGAUUGGGUUGGAACUUGCUUGUCUCCCCUCUCCCCUCCCGUUGCUCCUCCAGUGCAGGGGAAGGUGGGUUUACUAAGGGGACCCCUAGGACCUUUUCACUGCUGUGCUCAGCAGUUCUUGUCAGCCUGGUUUGUGGAACAGCAUUUUAUGCUUAUUCCUGUUUAUCGAAGACCAAAAAUUGCUUGGAGGCAGCUUCCACAUCUUGCACCUCUACCUCUCUAGUCAAUGGGAAUUUAGAUAAAGACAUUGUAGGGCUUACCGUGGUCUAGGGUUGUGUGUGUCAGUCACAGAGUGACUCUAAGCUCUCUGAUCCUGUGGUCCUUGCUGAGUCUGCCAGCUGCCUUUGAUGGGAUGGGAUCAUGCAGAGGACAAGUGUAACUUGUCUGGCGACCCCACUCCACAUGUUUAGCCUGUGCCCUGGGCAAGGACUAGUUACGUCAAGUCAGCAGGGAGACCUCUGUGCUUCAGCAGCCUCUGCCCUGAAGAAUCAUGUCCUGUGUUCCAAGAAUUUGGGAAUGAGCAGUCUCCUCCCAGGCUUGCGGGCACACAGCCUUCUUCUGUGCGGCUCUUUGUUAUAUUUUGUAUUAGGUAUUGAGUCCUGCACAAACUGAAUUGUUUUCAAGUUGUUUUAUUCUCCCUUUCCUAAGACUUGUACAUACUCUCUU